Molecule: messenger RNA, 216 nt
Organism: Dentiscutata heterogama
Lineage: Eukaryota; Fungi; Glomeromycota; Glomeromycetes; Diversisporales; Gigasporaceae
Source: the annotation of a GenBank genome assembly
AUGGCUCACAUGCUUGAAGUAUCCUUCAAGAGUGAUAACAAUAGUUUUCCUCAAACAGAUCUUCGAGGAAAUUUUAUGGAAAAUUCUAUUGGCCAGAUCGAGACUUGGAACUUAGGACAAUUUAAUUAUGUUUGGAAUUUUGAAUCUGAAAGGAUAUUGGAGACUUGUAGUUUGGACGAUAAUCAUAGUGUUGGAAAAAUAAGAUUAUCCAAUUAA